Messenger RNA from Chinchilla lanigera (long-tailed chinchilla), 1961 nucleotides. RefSeq lists its product as uncharacterized. Lineage: Eukaryota; Metazoa; Chordata; Mammalia; Rodentia; Chinchillidae. The record is from RefSeq and is a predicted model, not a curated record. The coding region runs from base 242 to 1189 and encodes 315 amino acids. The transcript is spliced from 2 exons.
CACCCCGACCCCCGGAUCUUCAAAGUGACAACCUGGGCUGUGUUCCCACCUGUCUCUGGCCUCUCAGACCCUGGGGUCACCCAGGCAGCUCUGAGGCCACUGCAGCCUCUCGCACCUGCGCGUGGGAAGGGCCAGGUCGGGCUCUGGCUCCAUGCCAUCUGCUCUUCUCGGCUGAGCCUGGGCUGUGGUGGUCACAUCGGGGUCCCUGGAGGGCGGUGUCACAGCCCAGGAGGCUCUGAGCAUGCAGGGGACCAGGGCUCUGAUUGCUGCCCUGGCCACUGGUGCCAGGCGCCCCCGGCCCACGUUUCCACCUGACAACCUCCCACAGCCCCUCCUCAGGACUCAGCACCAGGUGGCCAUGGGCACAGAGCUGGGUUCCAGGGCAUCUGUGGGGCUGAGGUGGCCUUGCUGUUCCCGAGUGGGAGGCAGCAGGACAGAGCCUGGGGACAGGGACGGUGCAGCGCCGCUCCCCCGAGGGACGGGACAGGCUAGGCUGGGCAGGAAGCGCGGGCGGAGCGGGUCUCAUGCUUGGCGGCAUCCUGUUCUGCACCUCCAGACAGAACGAUCAUCAGGACCUCACAUUCCCUGCCUUUGCCUGUUCUUCACCAAGUCUUCGACAUCCCAACCCGGCGGCCGAUGCAGCAGCACCAGGCUCACCCUGAGGCUGGCCAGCAGGAGGCAGCACCGGCCGGGCACUGUGGGCGCCGUCCUCGCUGGAAGGCAGGGGAGCCCUGAAGCUGCAGGACGAAAGUUCCGCCUCCUUGGGCCUGGCUUUGUCCUGCCCUUGGCUCCAGGCCUGGGAUGGCCCGAAGUGACCAUCGCUCCCCUCCAAGGUGCCCUCCGUGUAGAAACCCUUCUUGCUGUGCCACAGAAACGAAAGCUCCGCAGACCCCACGCCGGAACAAUCUGGGAGUCCGUCCGGAGCCGCCCCAGCAGCCAGCACCCUCCCCAUCCCCAGAUCUCGGGGGGGGGGCACUGUCCCCACGGUGACAAAGCCAGCAGUGAGUGGAGGACGCAGGCCCGGGGCGUCCAGCUCCAGCUGUCAAUUUUGAGUGAAGCAGUGAGGGAGGCACCAGCUCUGCGGACUUGGCCCGGCUGCUCCCGGCACCUCCGGCACAGCCCGCGUCUCGGUGGGGAGCCCAGUGGUCAGAGCUGGAAAGGAACGGGACCAAAAUGCAGUGCUGACUGAGCCCCAACUGUUGACCCAUGAAGGGACCCAGCUGCACCUGCCACCUCUUCCCACUCCUAGAAGCAAAGGAUUCAGUGUCAGGAGGGGCACAUGCCCGAAGCCCAGCCCUGGGAGGCUGAGGCAAGAGGACGCAAACCUCAGCCUAGCCUGGGUAACUUAGUGACUUACCAGACCCUGUCUUGAAAAACAAAAAGCUGGAUUCAAAACUCAGCGGGAAGGAAAUUCCUCCCAAGCACCCCCAGGGCACAGCCAAGCAGCCGAGCUGCUGUUCCCCCAAUCAAUCGAUCAAUCGUCCUCAGCAGCCAGGCAAAGCUAGUGCAGGUCCUCUGCCGUCACCUGCCCUGGCCGUGCUCUGGGACGUUCAUCACUGGGCGGAGACUGCUGGUCACCCAAAGGCCCGACGGAGCGACGUGGGUCUCUCAGGGGCGGCCGUUUGGGCAGUUUACAAGCACUGCUGCGCUUUCGGGAUGGUGCGAUGUGCAGAAGGGAUGGGGACACGGAAGGGGGUGGGGUGAGCCCCCAGCCAGAGCCCCCCCCAGACAGGGGGGCGCGGAGGGGACUGACAGCUGAAGGCCACAGGCCGGGACCUGCGUGGAUCAGAGUUUUACAGGUCUGGGACGCUUCAUUAUUAAGACGAAUUUUUUGUAUCGUAUGGGCGGGGGAUAAACUAGGGGGUACACACUAGGCCAGUGUUCUACCCUGAGCCACACCCAGCGUUUUUAAUUUUUAUUUUAAAAGAACCAAAAAAAGAAAUAAUAAUAAUGUAAUUAAU